Messenger RNA from Cynoglossus semilaevis (tongue sole), 3866 nucleotides. It is a transcript of the gene wdr44, whose product is annotated as WD repeat domain 44. NCBI's taxonomy places the organism in Eukaryota, Metazoa, Chordata, Actinopteri, Pleuronectiformes, Cynoglossidae. The record is from RefSeq and is a predicted model, not a curated record. Gene Ontology annotation, molecular function: protein binding.
CCCUCUGUACUGAGGCUGAAGUGGAUAUUCCUGUCACUGGUUUGUUUAUGUCGCCGAACGUAGGCUAUCCUAGCAUUGACAGCUGAUCAUUAGAGUGUUGUUGUGAAAGAGAAAACGCCUGGUGACAUGGCAGAGACCGUUCCUAGAAUGAGUCGUUAAAGUAAAAGGGCACCGCUAAAAGCUGAUUAGCAACAGCUACAGAUCUUUAAAACGGUUAAAUUACUUAAGUUAGCAUUGCGUCGUGCUAAAUCAUUAAGUUGAACAUUAUGGAGUGACGUUGGACGAGAAAGUGUUUGGUUUUUUUUUUGUUUCACAACGUUCUGAUUUUUGGUAUUGACGUUCCAACAUUAUUAUCAAUAAGAUAAUAAUGUGAUGAUGGUUCGGCCCUAAAACAGGUGUCUGGCAACUUGAACUUAGAUUAGCUGCCGAGCUAAAUUAGCAUUAGCAUGGCGUCGGAUACAAGUGACACAGAUGAAUUUUAUGAUGCUGCAGAGGACGUCAAUUUCUCCCCGUCUCCUAAAGUGUCUCCUGCAAAGUUUGUCGUUCCGUUGCCUAAGCUUUCAGUCGAUGCUACACAAGAUGUGAACGGCGCUGCUGCUGCACCUGAGGCUCAUCAAGACGAUUCCCUACAGAUCAUUGACAGCAUCAUCGAGGAGAGUCAGAAGGGAGGUGACGAGGAGGUUGGUGAAGUGGCUCAGCGGUUGGAUCAGCUACAUGUUGAUGGAAAAGCUGGAGCGGAGCCAAAGGAAGAGCCAGAGAUAAACGCUCAGGAAGUUCCUGCGGAGGCGGCAGAUCCAGCCGUUGAACCUCAGCUUGUCGACGGACAAGAGGAACGACAGGAAAGGGAUUCCACCAACGGAGCGUACGGGGCUGAUGUCCCCGAACAUGUAGUUCUGCCCGAUUCACCGCUGGUGUCGAAUGAAGUUGUACAGCCGCCCGACAUCACCAGCACCAUCAGGCAGAGUAUCGUGUAUGAGGUUGUUGUGGUCGGAGAAGGGGAGCAGGAGCAGAGCCCCGCUGACCUCCUGGACGAGGCGUCGCUCGCAGACAGAGCGGCUGAUUCAGACUCCAGCCUUCCUGCAAAACCCCCGCGCCCGUUCACGNAGCCAGACAUCGUAGCCAGCACCAAAAAGCCUCCUCCGUCACGUCCACCUCCUCCAAGCGGAGGCCCUCCACCCAGACCACCUCCUCCAUCGUGGCAGAGGCCCAGUGGACUGGACGUGUCCAUGGUCAGUUCUGUCAGUGGAGAUCCUCUGGAGCCCUCAGGCCUGGUGUCUCCCAGCAGCACAGUCAGGAGUUUAACCAAGGAGCUGCAGCAUUCCUUAGAUCUGGCCAGUGCCACCAGUGGAGACAAGGUGGUGACAGCACAGGAGAAUGAGGACGACCAGGCGUCGUCCCAGAGCGGAGGACAAACCCCAGGUCCACAGCGUCCACGGUCAAACUCUGGUAGAGAACUGACAGACGAAGAAAUCUUGGCGAGUGUGAUGAUCAAGAAUCUGGACACUGGUGAAGAGAUCCCUCUGAUCCAGGCGGAGGAGAAACUUCCUGCUGGGAUCAACCCCCUCACUCUGCACAUCAUGAGGAGAACCAAAGAGUACAUCACCAAUGACGCAGCACAGUCGGAUGACGAUGACAAACCUGCGGCUCCUCUGUCCGACACGGACGGAGGAAAACUGAAACAGAGAACGACCCAGCUGAAGAAGUUCCUGGGCAAGUCGGUGAAGAAAGCCAAGCAUCUGGCAGAGGAGUACGGAGAGAAGGCCGUGAACAAAGUGAAAAGUGUUCGUGACGAAGUGUUUCACACCGACCAGGACGAUCCGUCGUCCAGCGAUGACGAGGGGAUGCCUUACACCAGACCUGCCAAGUUCAAGGCCGCACACAGCUUCAAGGGUCCGUUUGACUUUGAUCAAAUUAAGGUUGUGCAGGAUCUAAGUGGGGAGCACACGGGAGCUGUUUGGACCAUGAAGUUCUCCCACUGUGGGAGGCUGCUGGCCACCGCAGGACAAGAUAACGUGGUUCGCAUCUGGGUCCUAAAAACUGCCUUUGAUUAUUUCAACAACAUGAGAAUAAAGUACAACACUGAAGGGCGUGUUUCACCUUCUCCAUCUCAGGAAAGUCUGUGCUCCUCUAAAUCUGACACCGAUCCAGGAGCCAGUUGUGUUCCAGAAGAUCCCGACACAGAAGACAGGAACGCUCCGUUCCGUCAGGUUCCUUUCUGCAAGUACAAGGGUCACACUGCCGAUCUGUUGGACCUGUCCUGGUCCAAGAACUUUUUCCUGCUCUCCUCCUCCAUGGAUAAAACUGUCCGAUUGUGGCACAUCUCCAGGAGAGAAUGUCUCUGCUGCUUUCAGCACAUUGAUUUUGUCACAGCCAUUGCUUUUCAUCCCAGGGACGACAGGUACUUUUUGAGCGGCUCUCUUGAUGGAAAGUUACGGCUGUGGAACAUUCCGGACAAAAAGGUGGCGCUCUGGAACGAGGUGGACGGUCAGACGCGUCUCAUCACCGCCGCCAACUUCUGCCAAAAUGGGAAAUACGCUGUGAUCGGCACCUACGACGGGAGAUGUAUUUUCUACGACACGGAGCGCCUUAAAUACCACACACAAAUUCACGUGCGGUCCACCCGAGGCAGGAACAAGGUGGGACGUAAGAUCACCGGCAUCGAACCUCUACCCGGAGAGAACAAGAUAUUGGUGACGUCAAACGACUCCCGCGUCCGCCUCUACGACCUGAGGGACUUGUCUCUGUCCAUGAAGUACAAAGGUUACGUCAACAGCAGCAGCCAGAUCAAAGCCAGCUUCAGCCACGACUAUUCCUUCAUCGUCAGCGGGUCAGAGGAUAGGUACGUGUACAUCUGGAGUACUUACCACGACCUGAGCAAGUUCACUUCUGUACGACGGGACCGCAAUGACUUCUGGGAAAGAAUUAAAGCACACAACGCGGUGGUCACCUCGGCCAUUUUCGCACCACACCCAGGACUCAUCGUGCCACAGGAGUGCGGAGCAGAGAUGCCGGAGGCCGAGUGUCAGAGCCUGGACUCCACGGACUCUCAGACCUUCCCCUCAGGAGCCCUGAAGACGGAUCACACCGAGGUUCUCCUCUCUGCAGAUUUCACUGGAGCCAUCAAGGUUUUCAUCAACGUCAAGAAGUACUGAGGUUUUCCUGUCUCCUCAUCAAGAGGACAUUUUGUCCUGCAGAUCCUGAACUGUACACCAGGUGUCACUAAUCGUCUCCUAACUACCUAAUGGUUAUUGCUCCGGGACUACAAACAAACUGUCUGGCGCUCACUUUCAGGACAACAGGGGACCGAAAAAAAAAAGAGAAAAAAAAGACUUUCUAAAACUGACCACGACUUGGUUCACUGUAACAUUUCUGAGUUUAUUUUUUAUUACCAAGCAACUGUGAAUGGUUUGGCAUCAGGAGGAGACAAAAUAUCCAGAGAAAUGCCAAACUUUUGGUGCGGUUUGAACAGAAACUAAAUCUGCCCUGACGAUGGCGCUGUUCAGUUAACGGUUUGAGCACCUCACUAGAUUUAAGAAAAUUAACUCCUCACAGGUGUGAGACACUUUCAGUCCCACGUCACAAACGUGACCCGUACAGUUUUGGAAAAACGUCGUUCACCAAACGUCUGUGCCUCUUAAUCCUCCACUGCUUUUCUUAAUCCAGCUCCUGUCACGUCACUCAAACUCUUUAACCUUAAAUUGUCCAACAUUUCAGCAGCAAACACAAAAUAUUAUACAGAGAAAUCUGCUCACAGAACAAAGAACUGGGCUGAGCGUCUUCAGUUUUCACACAACUUUUGAUACAUUUCUUUAAAAAAAAAGAGAAAAAAAGAAGCACAUUUCCUUCAAUAAAAUAGUAUAAUAAAU